Molecule: messenger RNA, 3116 nt
Organism: Cynoglossus semilaevis (tongue sole)
Lineage: Eukaryota; Metazoa; Chordata; Actinopteri; Pleuronectiformes; Cynoglossidae
Gene: dmgdh
Product: dimethylglycine dehydrogenase
Exons: 16
Coding region: 207-2804 (865 amino acids)
Cellular component (GO): mitochondrion
Molecular function (GO): protein binding
Source: RefSeq, a predicted model, not a curated record
GGACCCACCUCCGGACCCUGCGGUCCUGAAAGCGUUAAUUUGUUCGGGGGUUGCUCGGGGUAAAGUUUCUUUCUGUGAACCGGUGGGCGGGUCAACGCUGCUGCGCGAAAGGAGAGGAUUAGUUCAACCACACGAGAGAGAUGUCCAUGCUUUGAGCUACACCUGCAGCGCGUGUGUAUGUGUGUUUUUAUAAUCAUUUCUCAGUCAUGUCUCGCAUAUUAAACGUCAUCAAAAUCCAGCUGCGAAGAGGAGGGAGCGCUGGACUUCCUCUGAGGACCAUCUCCUGCACUUCAGCAACACGCGCUGAAAAAAGGGGUGAAUCUUCAGUUCUGGGAAAACGAUGGAAGGACACGGCAAACACGGUCAUCAUCGGCGGUGGAUGUGUGGGGGUCAGCUUGGCCUAUCACCUGGCCAAAGCUGGCAUGAAAGAUGUGGUGCUGCUGGAAAAGUCUGAGCUGACCGCUGGAUCCACCUGGCAUGCCGCUGGUCUAACAACAUACUACCAUCCUGGUAUUAACCUUAAGAAAGUCCACUAUGACAGCAUCAAACUAUACGAGUCUCUGGAGGCUGAAACUGGCCAGGCGGUGGGCUUUCACCAGCCUGGCAGUGUCAGAAUUGCCUCCACACCAGCUCGAGUGGAUGAGAUGCGGUACCAAAUGACCCGCACGCACUGGCACGUGACGCAACAGUACUUUAUUGAACCUGAGAAAGUCCAGGAACUCUUUCCGUUACUUAACAUGGACAAGGUGUUGGCAGGUCUGUACACUCCAGGCGACGGUCACAUCGAUCCUUACUCACUGACCAUGGCUCUGGCUGCUGGGGCCCGCAUGUACGGAGCUCAGAUCUACAACCCGGCUCCGGUCAAUGGUCUCAGACCCACUGCUGAUGGCAAAUGGGACGUGGACACCCCACACGGAACGAUCCGCGCCAAUAGAAUCGUCAACAGUGCAGGAUUCUGGGCCAGGGAAGUGGGACAGAUGAUUGGGUUCGACCACCCGACCAUACCAGUGCACCAUCAAUACGUAGUGACAGCGACCGUCCCAGAGGUGAAGGCUCUGAAAAAGGAGCUGGCCGUCAUCAGAGACCUGGAGGGGUCGUACUACCUGCGUCAGGAGAGAGACGGCCUCCUGUUUGGACCCUAUGAGAAGAUGGAAAAGAUGGUGCUGCAGGACUCCUGGGUCAGAGACGGCGUCCCUCCAGGUUUUGGAAAAGAGCUUUUUGAGUCAGACCUGGACAGGAUCAUGGAGCAUGUGGAGAUGGCCAUGGAGACUGUUCCUGUGCUGAAAAAAGCCGACAUCAUCAAUAUCGUGUCUGGACCAAUCACUUACACCCCUGACCUGCUGCCCAUGGUGGGACCACACCAGGGGGUUCGCAACUAUUGGAAUGCCAUUGGCUUUGGGUAUGGGGUCAUUCAUGCUGGUGGUAUUGGGAAGUUCCUCAGUGACUGGAUAGUGAAUGGUGAGCCUCCCUACGACCUCAUCGAGUGUGACCCUAACCGCUACGGCAACUGGACAGACGUGCCGUUCCUGUGUGCCAAAGCCCGAGAGUCUUACGGCUUCAAUAACGUCGUUGGUUACCCCAAGGAGGAGCGGUUCGCUGGGCGACCAACCGUACGAACAAGCGGUGUUUACGAACUGCUGAAGGGCAAAGGAUCCAUGGGCUUUCACGCUGGAUGGGAACAGCCUCACUGGUUCUACAAACCUGGAGAUGACACCGGUUACAAGCCCAGCUUCCGUCGCACCAACUGGUUUGAACCCGUUGGCAGAGAGUGCAAGCUGGUGAUGGAGAAGGUGGGAGUGAUCGACCUGACGCCUUUCGGCAAGUUCAUGGUGAAGGGAAAGGACUCCCACAAGCUGCUGGAUCGGCUGUUCGCUAACAGCAUGCCUAAGGUAGGCCAGACUAAUAUCAGCCACAUGUUGACACCCACUGGGAAGGUUUAUGCAGAGGUCACCAUCACCCAACUGACACCAGGAGAGUUUCUGCUCAUCACAGGCUCGGGGUCAGAGCUGCAUGACCUCAGGUGGAUAGAGACAGAGGCGGUAGACGGUGGUUACGAUGUGGACAUUAGCAACGUGACAGACGACAUCGGUGUGCUGGGUAUCGCUGGACCAAACUCACGCAAAGUUCUUCAGAAACUGACAGAGGAGGACAUGAGUGAUGCAACCUUCAAGUUUCUCCAGUGCAAGUCCAUCACGCUCGCUGGCGUUCCUGUCCGCGCCAUCAGGAUCUCCUACACUGGUGAGCUUGGCUGGGAGCUGUACAUUGACCAGAAGAACAUGGCUGCUGUGUACCAGGCCAUGAUGGAGGCAGGUAAAGAUGAAGGCAUCGACAACUUUGGUACCUACGCCAUGUCCUCCCUCAGACUGGAGAAAGGCUUCAGAGGCUGGGGAGCUGAGAUGAACUGUGACACCAACCCCCUGGAGGCUGGGCUGGACUACUUCAUCAAACUCAACAAGCCUGCUGACUUCAUUGGUAAAGCAGCACUUCAGGAGAUCAAAGCCAAAGGUCUGAAGAGGAAGUUGUCCUACAUCACAGUGGACACGGACAACAUUGACCCAGAGGGCAACGAGACUGUCUGGUGUAACGGCAAGGUUGUCGGCAACACCACAUCCGGAGCCUACAGCUACAGCAGCCAGCAAAGUCUGGCGUUUGCCUACCUGCCCCUGGAGCUGUGCUCUGUGGGGCAGAAGGUGGAGGUAGAACUGUUGGGAAGAAAAUACCCAGCCAUGGUCAUCCAGGAGCCGUUAAUGCUCACCGAGCCCACGAGGACCCGGCUGCAGAAGAAAGCAAAGAGCAAAUCUUAAUCCUGGACCACCUUCAAACUGUUUGCCACUGGCUGUGGAAGAAGGAUCUUACUGUGAAUUAUUAAUCAGCCUUAAAUGAAGGGAGAUGCUGUCAGGGAGAGAUUUUUCUGUCUCCUGUGGAAGGAUGAGCAUCCAGAGAAUCCAUGGUCCCAUCUAAGCAGUGAAGUAUGACAACUGCUGAGGGAUACAUUUGAUACACAGUGUCUUAAAUGAAGAGCUGAUGUCAUUGUUUUUUUAAUUUCAUGGUUCAAGGCUCAACAACUGGACCAUUUAUGGAGGAAAAUCAUUAAAGUUUCCUAAAAAUGUCCAAAA